Messenger RNA from Phyllostomus hastatus (greater spear-nosed bat), 1569 nucleotides. RefSeq names its product indoleamine 2,3-dioxygenase 1 (gene IDO1). The transcript has 10 exons. Gene Ontology annotation, biological process: 'de novo' NAD+ biosynthetic process from L-tryptophan. Lineage: Eukaryota; Metazoa; Chordata; Mammalia; Chiroptera; Phyllostomidae. Bases 83 to 1279 code for a protein of 398 amino acids. The record is from RefSeq and is a predicted model, not a curated record. Gene Ontology annotation, molecular function: indoleamine 2,3-dioxygenase activity; metal ion binding; heme binding. Gene Ontology annotation, cellular component: cytoplasm.
UGUGGCGACCUCAGAAUAAAUAGAUUCUCAGAGAGGAGAGCCAGAGGAGUGGGCUGCAAGAACGGAACAUAACGCAUCCACUAUGAAAAGCUUGGAGGAAAUCCGCAAAUACCAUGUAGAUGAACAUGUGGGCUUUGCUCUGCCCAAUCCACUGGAGGAACUACCUCACUCAUAUGCUGCUUGGAUUUCCAUUGUUAAAAAUCUUCCUGAUCUGAUUGAGAAUGGUGAACUUCGUGCAGAAGUAGAGAAGUUACCACCGAUCAGCAUUGAUGGCCUCUCAGGACACAGGCAACAGCGCCUCGCACGUCUGGUCCUGGGGUAUAUCACCAUGGCAUAUGUGUGGUACAAAGGUGAUGAAGAUGUCCGUAAGGUCCUGCCCAGCAAUAUUGCUAUCCCUUACUGUGCACUCUCUGAGAAGCUGGGGCUGCCUCCCAUUUUGCUUUAUGCAGACUGUGUCUUGGCAAACUGGAAGAAAAUAGAUCCCAAGGGGCCCAUGAGUUAUGAGAACAUGGACGUUCUGUUUUCAUUUCCUGGUGGAGACUGCACUAAAGCAUUCUUUCUCACUUCUCUCUUGGUGGAAAUAGAAGCUGCUAAAGCGAUAAAAAACAUUCCCUCCAUGUACAAAGCACUGGAAGAUAAGGACCAACAUGCUUUGCAGGAGGCACUGCUUCAUAUAAUUUCUUGUCUGCACAACGCCAAGGAAGAGUUUGAAAAAAUUCGUGGCCGUUUGGACCCAGACCAGUUUUUCAAUGUUCUUCGCAUAUACUUGUCUGGCUGGAAAGGCAACCCCCAGCUGCCAGAUGGUCUUCUGUAUGAAGGAGUCUCAGACAAGCCAGAAAUGUUUGCUGGGGGUAGUGCAGCCCAAAGCAGCAUCUUCCAGUGCUUUGAUGUUCUGCUGGGCAUUAAGCAGAGUGCUGGUGAACCAUCAGCCGCUGCAUUCCUCCAGGAAAUGCGAACAUACAUGCCACCAGCUCACCAGAAAUUUCUUCAGUCCUUAGAGUCAGGCCUCUCAGUGCGAGAGUUUGUCCUUUCAAAAAAUGUUGAUAGCCUAACCAAAGCUUAUAAUGAGAGUGUGCAAGCUAUGGUCUCUCUGAGAAACUACCAUUUGGAAAUAGUAACUUCGUACAUUCUGAAUCCUGCAAACAGGCAGUCCAAAAAAACUGCACCUUCCAAAGAGACAUCAGAAGUGGAAGCUAAAGGAACUGGAGGAACCAAUGUCAUGAAUUUUCUAAAGAAUGUGAGAGGUACAACUGAGGAGGCCCUUUUGAAGGUAGAUUAAUGUAACCCAAGCAAGGGUACAUUUUGUCAGGACAGAGAUUAUAUGUGUGUGUGUGUGUGUGUAUGCUCAUUAUAUUAGACUCACAAAUUAAUAUGCUACUCAUUAUAUUAGACUCACAAAUUAAUAUGUAACAAUUUCUGAAUAGUGCAUGAUAAAAGAUUUCAAAAUGUUUUUUCUGAUGUCUGUGAAUUCCUUGCAUGAAAAUAAUAAAAAGCAAUUAUAUUAGAGGUGCUAUGACCUAUUCUAUAUAAUUAGAAUGUAACAAUAAAAGUUGAAAUGAUAUAAUAAAA